Staurois parvus is the source of this 525-nucleotide messenger RNA. Lineage: Eukaryota; Metazoa; Chordata; Amphibia; Anura; Ranidae. The record is from the annotation of a GenBank genome assembly.
ACCCUGGGUGCUCAUGCGCAGUUAGUAUCGGCAGUCGGUGAGGAGCCGGGCGUUGAACGGUAUUGCGGGUGUCUAGUGAAGUCCAGAUCUGUUGUCACCAUGAAUACAAAGGCACUUUCUUCUCAGCUCAAGGACAGUAUCCCAAUUACUGAAUUGUCAACCCAGUACGGGGGCUAUGGAAUCCAGGAUACUCUCCGAUCAGGGUUUACAAGUGCACAGAGUGAACUAUUACCAGGCCAUUCUUUAGAGCUGUCAGAAAAAAAUUUUCAGCUUAAUCAGGAGAAAGUCAGCUUUUCAACUUUAAGAAACAUUCAAGGCUUGCAUGCUCCUCUGAAAUUACAGAUGGAGUUCCAGGCAGUGAAACAGGUUCAACGUCUCCCUUUUCUACAGAGCUCUAACAUUGCUCUGGACACCUUGAGAGGGAAUGAUGAGUGUAUUGGCUUUGAAGAUAUCCUCAGUGAUCCUUCUCAGAGUGAGGUGAUGGGAGAGCCACACGUGAUGAUGGAAUACAAGCUGGGCUUGUAA